UUUCUGAAGGAGGAGACAGAGAAAGAGGGAGACACAGAGGGAGAGGGAGAGAGGGAGAGAGAGAGGGAGAGAGAGGCUCUGCUGGGAAACGAGUGAAAGAGAGGGAACAUUCUACAUCCCUUCCGUUUAUUUUAUCCUUCCUCCAUCCCUCCAUCCCCAUUCAUCCCCCCUUCUUCCUCUCCUCUCGUCUCCUCUCCUCCCUCUACUCCUCUCUCCGGUUGGUUCUGUUUUCGGCCGAGUGAGAGAGAGGGGCUCCAUGUGCGAUGGGCUGUGGGCAUUCUUCAACCGCCAGCACCUCCGGAGGAGGAGGAGGAGGAGGUCCUGCUGAAGUCGCCAAAGACGUAACAGACGAGCCGUCUCCGGAUGAAAAACGGAGGAACUAUGGUGGAGUCUAUGUGGGUCUGCCAGCUGACCUGGCCACUAUCGCAGGAAGCCAAUCAAAAUCCUCAUGCAAAGAUUAAGAACAGAUGGAAAUCCACAAGGACCUCAGGUCUCAUUGCCGAGGGCAUUCCAUUGGGAGAUCGACAGGGAGCAGUCUCACCUUCUGAAGGCAGGGAACACCUGCAGCUAGGCUGUAGUCACAUAGGCAAUAAAGACCAGGACCACUGGGCAGGACCAUGGCAGGGCUUCCCCCAGACAGACAGUCUCUCAGCCUGGCACCCUCUUCCACAAGAUGGCCGCAAACGGACACUCUCACUCUUUCAAGCAAUUAAGAAUUAAAGGCAUAUUUAUCUGUG
Molecule: messenger RNA, 737 nt
Organism: Conger conger (European conger)
Lineage: Eukaryota; Metazoa; Chordata; Actinopteri; Anguilliformes; Congridae
Product: overexpressed in colon carcinoma 1 protein homolog
Exons: 6
Coding region: 264-461 (65 amino acids)
Source: RefSeq, a predicted model, not a curated record